UAAUGCCCAUCACUAAUCCUAAUUCCAUAAGAUUGUCUGGCAUGACGUCGUGUCGCUUAUUGUGUUUUAUUUUGAAUUUGAAAUUUAAUUCCACAAAGUGGAGGAACUGAUUCGAUUGUACAUUAAUGGAAUUUUCUUCACGAUUGCACUGAAGCGUUAUGCUAUUGACAGAGUACUAGGUCACAUAAUGUGAAAGUUCAACGUGUUUGUGUAAUACCAGUUAUCGGCACUGUGAAUAACUUAUAUCCCAAUUAUAGAUAAGUUAUAUGUUUGUUUGAACCAAAGGGUUACUCUUUGCUUCAACUUUCAUUUUUCAACUUAAUCAAAUCACAAAGAAAUGUGGAGCUUUGUAUUAUUGGGGAUUUUAUUAAUCCUAUUAAUAAUCAGAUAUUACUUUUUAUAUUACAAUUAUUGGUGUGAACGAGGUGUUACAGCAGUUAACCCAAUUUAUACGUUUUACAAUUUUACUGAACUUGUUUUUAUGGUUACUCCAAGAUUCAGUAACUUAAAGGACAUUUAUUUUAAACAUCAAGAUAAGAGCUCUAUUGGUUAGUGUGGUGAUACCAUUGUUUAAAUAAGUACAUUGUUCAUAUAAGGAGAUAAUUCACAUGAAUGCGUAAUUUAUACGCAUGUGCCACACUGCUAUAUGUAGGUCUAUUCCAAUAUUUUCGUCCAAUUUUGAUGGUACACGAUUUGGAUCUAAUCAAGAAGAUUACUAUAACCGAUUUUGAGUCAUUUACCAACCACAAUAUCUACCCCAACGUUUUGUGUGCAGAUAAACUAUUUCAAAAAAAUGUUUUUUCGAUGGCAGCCAAAGACGGUUGGUAUGAGCUUAGAGGAGCAUUAACACCUUUCUUUACUGGUAGUAAACUUCGACGGUGGUAUUCGCUAAUGCAAGUGUGCUCAACACAAAUUUUGGAUUACUUAAACAGUUGUGAGAGGACAGAUUAUGUAGAUGUGAGAGAUCUAUUUGAAAGAUAUUCAAACGAUGUGAUUGGUAGUGCAACUCUGGGGGUGUCCUGCAAUUCAGUACUAGACAGAGAUAAUGCCUUUUUUCAUGGAUGUAAAUCUUUAGCCGAUUUUUCGGGAAUGAAAGGAAUUACUUACGUUGUCUACUCUUUAUACCCUCGGUUACUGAAGAUCAUAGCUCCAAGCUUAUUAAAGUCGAAAAUGACAAACUUCUUCCUUCAACUAAUCAGAGAGAAUAUGCUUUACCGCUUAGAAAGCAAUAUUGUACGAGACGACAUCGUUGGCUUGCUUAGUAAGUACGUACAGUCUGGCAGGAAAGAAACAAGUUUAAAUGCUGGGGGGGUUUGCGAUAUGACUAUAGAGGAAGUAACUGCUGGCGCUGGUACAUUUCUAAUAGCCGGAUUCCAAACCGUGGCUUACACAAUAACUACUGCCGCAUACGAGUUGGCUCUCAAUCCCGAAAUCCAAGAGAAGGUUUGUACCGAAAUAGAAGAGGUAUUAAAUGAGUACAAUGGUGAACUUACCUUUGAAGCCAUAAACUCGAUGAACUACAUAGAGAACGUCAUUUUUGAAGCUCUUCGAAUCCAUCUGGUUUUUAGUAUUAUCGAUAGAAGAUGUACGAAAAAUUACACCAUUGAACCGGUACAUCCAGGCGAAAAACCUGUACAUCUAAAGGAAGGCGACUGUGUCUGGAUUCCUGCAGGUCCAAUCCAUCACGACCCAAAACAUUAUCCAAAUCCGCAAAAGUUUGAUCCCGAUCGAUUUGGGAAAAACAAACCAUUUUCGUUGAUGCCUUUUGGUAUAGGACCUAAGAGCUGCCUAGGAGUAAGAUUCGCUAUGCUGGAGUGUAAGUUAAUAUUGGUAGAGAUUUUGAGAUCAUUCGACAUCGUGCCGGUUAAGAAAACGAUCAGUAGCCUACCGACAUUUAAAGACACGUCAUUUGGAUUGAGCCGUAAAACUUUAAGUACUAAUUUUAAAUAAAAAUGCAGCCAGAGAAAGAUGUAUAUGUAUCUCAUGUUGCGAACAAUAUGCUCGCCAAGCCGGUCCUAUCCACACCUGAUAUGGGAAAAGGAAUUCACGGCUUUAUUGGUAGAACAAGGGGAGCAGAUUCACGUCGGUCGUCAUUUGAACUAUCAGGUUCCGUGGGUCAACUUUCUGUUGCUUAUAUAAUUGGAACUUAAACCUAAAACGUUAUACAUAAUUAUUCGUUUUGUAAAUUAUAAUAUAUUUGCUUUG
Messenger RNA from Photinus pyralis (common eastern firefly), 2205 nucleotides. RefSeq names its product cytochrome P450 9e2-like. The record is from RefSeq and is a predicted model, not a curated record. NCBI's taxonomy places the organism in Eukaryota, Metazoa, Arthropoda, Insecta, Coleoptera, Lampyridae. Bases 613 to 1950 code for a protein of 445 amino acids. Gene Ontology annotation, molecular function: oxidoreductase activity, acting on paired donors, with incorporation or reduction of molecular oxygen; heme binding; iron ion binding. The transcript has 8 exons.